Molecule: messenger RNA, 2328 nt
Organism: Sporisorium graminicola
Lineage: Eukaryota; Fungi; Basidiomycota; Ustilaginomycetes; Ustilaginales; Ustilaginaceae
Exons: 1
Coding region: 1-2328 (775 amino acids)
Molecular function (GO): phosphatase activity
Source: RefSeq, a predicted model, not a curated record
AUGUCGCUCAAGCCGCUCACACCACCGCUGCGCUUCUCUACGGUCGCCUUUGCGAUUACCGAUCAGCCACAACCGUGUUGGCAGCCUAGCGUGGCUGAAGAUGGUGCCAAUUUACGCUCGCAUCCGCACCAUCGUGAAUCGGUCUACCGAGGAGCCUAUCCGAAGGCGAGGAAUCUCUCCUUUCUCUCAAGAUUACACCUGCGAACCGUCCUCAGCCUCACCCCCAGACCGCUCGACAACGAUGCCAUUCUAUCGACAUGGUCUUCAUCUGCUGCAGACCCAUCCUCGUCCUCAGGGUCGCCAACCGUGGCGGAAAAGGCGGCAAAGCUCGACAUCCAGCUGCUCCACGUUCGCUGCGAGAAGCCCAAGGAUGAAAGCGGGGGUUUGACUCGUGAAGGCGCUGCGAGAGCGCUUUCUAUAUUGCUAGAUCGACGCAACCAUCCCAUUUAUAUCCAUUGCUUGGACGGCGUCGAAGUAACCAGCACGCUUGUCGCAUGUAUGCGCAAGGUGCAAGCAUGGUCCAACCCCGCCAUCCUCGCCGAGCUAGGACGAGCUCUGCGCGACUCGAACUCUUCCGAGUGGACGGAAGUUCCGUCUCACCUGUCCUCCUUUCUCGCCAAGUUUGGUCAGCCCGACGGCAUCCGAUUGCCGCCACGCAAUCACAUUCCGUCUUGGCUGUGGCCUGCGCCCAAUCCGCUGUCGAUGCUAGCGGAUCCGUACGCAUGGGCAGGCUCGGCCCAUCCGUCUUCUCACUUGGUUCCGAGUCACAAUCAUGGUCACGGUCAGAAUGGCACAAGCUCGUCCAGUACAUCUUCGAACGAUGCGUCCAUGUCUCGAACCGCUUCCCACGCGAACAACAACGGCUCAUCCGAAAGUCACAGCAGCGCUGCAAUGGCGACAACGUCGGCACAUUCAUCAAUGCAUUCGCAGUUGCGUCGCGAUCGACAUCUUCCAAUUCACCAUCCCACGCUCAAGCUCCACUUUGAGAACGACCCGGACCUGCCCCCAGAGCCUGUCGCUUCGCCGUUAUCCACUUCUGCGGCGUUGGCCUCGAUAUCGUCGGCACAACGACCCGCGACACCUUCACGCCUGCCGCAUCAUUCUUUGCUCGCCGCAUCCUUCCAAGCCAAUGGCAGCUUGCGCACGCCGCCUCACUCGCGACCUGCAAGUCGCGCUGGGCGAGCCUCUACAAGCAGCUCGCAUCACACCGCGAGUAGAUCCUUGUCCUUAGCGCCGGACGAGGCCUCGGCGCGCUCCUCCGCAAGCACUCCGCGAAAUUCUGUUUCAUCACUGAUCACACCUAGACCCGCAUCACCGAUUCAACAACUGCCGGCCAGUGCCAUCCCCUCUGUCGCAGCCUUUCUUGAAGAUCAAGUGCAUGAUCGGGACAACAUCUUGGAUGUAGAAUCUGCACUUCAUCAAGAUAAUCAAUCGCCGACCAGGCGAUCGCGCUCCGAGCCUAGCCCAGAGGUCAGCCUGGACCUGCCUUACACGAACAAUUCGCUUUCAAACCCAGUCCAAACUUCUGUCUCUGCCCAACCCGCCUCUACGAGCAUUACCUCACCCGUCGACGCAGACACGGACGAGAUCGACGUCAGCACGCCUCGAGCCAGGCCCACUACCUCGAGCAACUUCAACAUUGGCAUCGCCGGUACCAUCUUCCAUCACGACGAUGACAUCACUGACAACGAGGGCGAGACUGCACUGUCAGAUCGAGCAGCUCGCCUAAUGAACAACGCAAGGGUGGUAAUACCUUUGGAGCAGCGACGCAGACGGACCGUGCUGGACGAAGCUGAGGGAGAGCAGACUCCUACCAAGGCAAAUGCGUUAGCGCAGAGGCAGUCAUUGCACUCGAGCGGUCAAUUUACCGUAGGCGUAUCCUCGCUGGAACGGGCAACUGCUCUUGCCCAAAUGCAUCCUUCGAAGCGCGCGAACGAGCCGUCACGAGAUGUCACUUCGAGCUCCCGCAGUUCGUUCGACCAGCACGCGGUUGACGACAAGGCGGAAGAUAUUGUGCAGUCGCCAUCAACUUACGAGCCCGACGACGAGGACCGCGUCUCCGAUUCCGGCAAAAAAUCUGACGAGUAUCAAGAUGAAGAUAACAACGAAGCAAGCGACAGGGAUCAAGCUGAGGUAGAUCAAUCAGACAUAGAGAGCGAUGAAGAUGAAGAAGGGGAAGAGGAAGAGGAAGACGAGGACGAAGACGAAGAUGAGGAGGAAGACGAGGACGAAGACGAGGAAGAAGACGAGGACGAAGACGAGGAAGAAGACGAGGACGAAGACGAAGACGAUCUUGCACUGGAAGCGCUGGAUCUCGAAGGCUACUGA